This is a messenger RNA of Trichogramma pretiosum, 867 nucleotides long. RefSeq names its product protein D1-like. The coding region runs from base 127 to 795 and encodes 222 amino acids. NCBI's taxonomy places the organism in Eukaryota, Metazoa, Arthropoda, Insecta, Hymenoptera, Trichogrammatidae. The record is from RefSeq and is a predicted model, not a curated record. The transcript is spliced from 3 exons.
UUGUAUCCACACGCGGACGGCAUCGCAUCGCAUUUCGAGCUCGUGUGUUUGCUAUUGAAACUACAUAUUUUGCUAGGCGCAUUUCUAUAGAUCCGAAUAAAGCAACGCUUCUCGCGAUCAUCAAAAAUGCAGGGCCGCCCGCCUUUGAUCGGGCAUCGUGCGUCGUUAUUUUCUAUAUUGUUAUUGUUAUUGGUGUCGCAAGCAUCGAUCUGCGUCCGGGCGGCGGACUUGGCCUCCUACGUCGUCGAUACGCAAAUCGUGCCCGAUGCCCUGGACGAGGCCCCCAAGGAGCUACUGUCGGUGAGCUACGGCGGUAAGCAGGUGCAAGUGGGCGAGGAAUGGACACCGACCGCCUGCAAAGACCCGCCGACGAUCGACAUGCACUACGAUCCGGCCAAGUUUUACACGCUGAUAAUGACCGACAUCGACGCGCCGAAACGCUCCAAGCCGACCUAUCGCGAGUUUCUCGCCUGGUGCGUGGUGAACAUACCCGGGGAUCACUUCGCCGCGGGCCAGGUCUUGGCCGAGUACUCGGGCAUCGGGCCGCCCAAGGACAGCGGCGAGCAUCGUGUAUUAUUCACGCUGUACGAGCAGCAAGGCAGCCACGAGUACGACGAGAAGUUUAUAGACAGCAGGCAGCUCGGCUGGCGAUUGUGGUUCUCGCAGCGGAAUUUCAGUAACAGGCACGGCAUGGCCAACGAUGGGCAGCCCGUGGCCGCCGCGGUACUAGUCGCCAAUUACGACCAGUACUCGGACAAGCUCGCCGACGAGUUCAAGAAGAGAUUGAAGAUGUGAGAUCUUCUCUUUGGGAAUUUCGACGAUUAUUGUGCCGAUUGAUAAAUAAAAUAAAUAAUAAAUAAAAACUUU